Penicilliopsis zonata CBS 506.65 is the source of this 2162-nucleotide messenger RNA. RefSeq lists its product as hypothetical. Gene Ontology annotation, cellular component: transcription export complex 2. The record is from RefSeq and is a predicted model, not a curated record. The coding region runs from base 231 to 2162 and encodes 643 amino acids. Gene Ontology annotation, molecular function: double-stranded DNA binding; RNA binding. Gene Ontology annotation, biological process: post-transcriptional tethering of RNA polymerase II gene DNA at nuclear periphery; transcription elongation by RNA polymerase II; poly(A)+ mRNA export from nucleus. The transcript has 3 exons. NCBI's taxonomy places the organism in Eukaryota, Fungi, Ascomycota, Eurotiomycetes, Eurotiales, Aspergillaceae.
GCGAUUUUCUCUAUUGAUUUCCCGAUUUCAAUUUUCCCCUCGCUGUGCCACGUGACUCCCUCUCCGCCCUCGACGUGAUCCUCGCCUCGUCUUCAUCCCAUCCACCAGAAGUCGACCUUGACAGCUUACGGGCAUCAUGCGUCGCCCUGGCACACCUGCUUCUCCAUCUUAGACAUCGAUACCACGCCCGCGCCGAGGCAGAUCCGGCUUCAUCCUCCUCCGCCGCCGCCAUGGCGUCUUCCUCCGUGCUCGACCGCUUCCUGAGCAGCCUCGCCGACUUUGUCAAGACCCGCGACGGGCCUAAGCUGCAGGACUUUCUGCAGAUCGAACCUCCGCUGCCUCCUAUCUACACGCAGAUGGUCGACGAGCUGCGCCAGCGGUACCCGGCCGACGAUCCGCAGAGCGACGCAGCGCUGCUGCGCCGCUGCGAGGCCCUUGUCAGUGGCCCGCGGUCCAAAGGCGGCAGCGGCGGCAGCGGUGCCUCUACCUGGACAGCGUUUCCUACCUUUGUCAAGCUGUACUUCACCUUCCUGCGCGACGUCAAUCUCGAGAACCUCCUGGAAACGUAUAACCUGCUCAAGGCGCUCGUCAACCAAUGUGUCCUGGCGCUCGGUGACAGCCAGAUGGGCGUUAUUGUCUUGCCGACCGUCCUAUAUCUCUCCAAGGUUCUCGCCAAGUUGGCCAUGGGGCUCGAUCGCCGACCGGAGCUGAUUGCACACCUGCUGCGACUGGAAGGAGGCUCGGAAGAGAACGUGGAGAAGGUCACACUGGUCGAGAAGUCGGCUAACGUUGUGCGCGAGGCGUUCAUCAAAUGCCUGACCGAUCGCAGCGGAACGCCCGGCGUGCAUGGGAAACCGGAGGGCAAGCGGCUGGGCAUCUACCUGAUGGCCAACCUGUGUCUGAAGCUGCUAUUCCAGUGCGGAAAAUUACGAAACGCGGAGCAGAUGUUUGCCAGUAUCAGCGCCCAAUCGCCUCCCCUGACCUACUUUCCGGCCUCGCAGCGUGUCACCUAUCUCUACUACCUCGGACGAUACCUCUUUUCGAACAACCUCUUCUUCCCUGCGCAGAUCGCCCUCCAGGCUGCCUACGACCAGUGCCAUCGACAGGCACUCAAACAGCGGCACCUCAUCCUCACCUAUCUCAUCCCUUGCAACAUCAUCAUGGGCCGGUUCCCGUCUCGACAGUUGCUAGAACGACCAGAAGCCCAAGGGCUGGCGAACCACUUUGUCCCCGUAUGCCGGCUCGUCGCCCGUGGCGACUACAUCGCCUUCCGCCAACACCUCGCCGGCGACUCCCCUGCCACCGAGUGGCUAGCCCGCAAGGGCGUCCUGCUCCCGCUGCGCAACCGUUGCGAGAUUCUCGUCUGGCGCUCCCUCGCCCGCAAGGUCUUCAUCCACGGUGGCUUCCACGGCGAUCCGGCUCCCCAGGCUUCGCGCGGACCCCCGCCUUUCCUCUACCUGCAUAAACUGGAAGCCGCCGUGCGGUGGCUCCAGUCCCAACACAGUGCUUCGCCCUUCAAACCACUCUCAAUGAAUGCCAAGCCAGGAAACCAACCCAGUCACAGCAAAUACGGCUCGCAGAUAAUUUGCAAACCUGCAGACCCGGACUUUGCAGGGCUUAUUACCAACGCCUCCCCAGCUCUGCCGACCCCCCCGGCAGAAACGGCAGAAGAUCCCUUCUCCAAAUACGCCGACUACCUCUGCCCCGAGGGCUACUUUGACGCACAAGGGACAUAUCGCGCCAACGCCCCGGGGACACUAGUCGACGGAAGGCUCGACACGGACUACACUUCUCUCGAACUAAACCCGUACCCGGACCGACCCGACCAAGGGGGAGAAACGCAAGAGUCGUCGCCAAUGAUGGACGAGAUCGAAUCCAUCCUCGCCUCGCUAUUGACCCAGGCCCUGAUGCGCGGCUACCUCACACACCGCAACCCGCGCUUUGCCAUCCCCGGCGCCCGCCUCAAGGGCGCCCUCCCCACGGGAUUCCCCCCGGUCUGGAGCACCAUCUACGCGCGCGAACGCGACGACGCCCUCGUCCCGGGAUGGGUGCAGGUCCCGUCGCCUGAGUCUGCUGCUGCGCGGGCCAACCCCUUUGCUGCGGCGGUGGCGGGCGGGCGUGUCGUCAAUCUAUCGGGCGCGAGGCCCGCGGGGGCUCAAUAA